GUCCCAGCUAGCUAAUCUGCAGAAGUGGUGCCAUUACAGCCUUGGUUAUUCCCACCAUGACAGUCUCCCUUGAAUUUGGCCUGGUCAAUGCAGCCAACAGAUACCUGACUGCUGAACCCUUCCGUUUCCAGGUGGCAGCUACUGGCAAGCAACUGAAGCCUCGUCAGGUGUGGGUACUUCAGUUUGUGAGCCCACAUGGAGCUGGGGCAGCUGGCCCCGGAGAAGGGGCUGGCCAGAAACUUCACCUGAUCAGUGCCCUGAAGCGCUACUUGGCUGCCGACCCAAACGGCAAAGUCACCUGUGACCAGGAUAAGCCAGGACCUCAGACUUUCUUCCUGCUGCAUCAGUAUCCAGAUGGCAAGGUCUCUUUCCAGAAUGAGCAAUCCAAGCGGUACCUGGGUGGGGCGGAGGAGAAUGUCACCUGCUUUGCCCAGGCUGCCACAGAAACGGAAAAAUGGACCUUACACCUUGCUGUGCAUCCCAACGUUGCAAUGUACAACCCCAACAGGAAGCGUUAUGUGCGCUGUGAUGAGAAAGCUGGGGUGCUGCGCUGUGAUCGCGAUAUGCCAUGGGGAGCUGAAUCUGUCAUCACAAUCUACUAUGAUUUCAAAUGUCUGGAUUCCGUGGCACACAAUGCUGACAGAAGGCUAUUUUCCCCAUAUAUACCAGUGAAGAAGUAUGGAUUGAGGAAUGGAACUGGCAAACUGUUGGCUGCCAAUGGCUCACUGGUGCCAGAAGUUGGGCCAGAAACUUUGUACUCCCUGGAAGUGAAUAGUGGCAUGGUUGCCCUGCGGGAUGAUGAGGGAAAGUACCUGAGUGUGCGAGAAGGUGGUAUGAAAACUGUAAAGAUGGACAAACCUGGACGAGAUGAACUCUUCACUAUGGAAUCCAGCCCUGCCCAGGUCUCACUGCGUUCCUUUUCUACUAACAAGUUCAUCUGCUGCAGACCAGGCGCUGACCUCUAUGCCAACGCUAUGGCUGUUGGCAACACAGAGAUCUUCCAGCUGCUGUUUGAUGAUACCACAAAGAAAGUCUGCUUCCGUGGCUACUGUGGCACAUACAUGUCUUUGGGUCCCAAUGAUUGCAUCGUCAGCAACAGCAAGCAGGACAACAAUGUCUGGUUUGAUCUGCAAUAUCAAGACCAGAAGGUGAUGCUUCGCAUAGGUGACAAAUAUGUGUCCAUGCGGCCCAAUGGACAACUGCUUGCAGUUCCAAAAGUUGCAGGAAAAAUUGAAGAUUUCUUGCUGUUGCUGGUGAACCGGCCACUGCUAGUCCUGCAUAGCGAUGCAGGCUAUGUGGGGUUGUGCUCUGAUGUGAGACGAUUGGAAGGGAACUGUGUCAGCUAUAUUGCCAGCAGCCUGUCACUGACUGAAGAAGGCUACUACAAUUUUCAAAUUGGCAGCAAGUACUGGGCUGUGGAAAAAGAUGGACAGAUCUCCAUUGCCAAUGACCGUCCCAGUAAUUUCACCAUCCAAUUUGCAUCUUCAAGCUGCCUUAUAAUCAGGGCAGGCAACAAGUUUCUGAUGGCCGAACAAGGAGGACGACUGUGGGCUGGGGCUUCAGACCCAUCUUCUGCAACUCUGUUCCAUUACUGAGGGCUUUUAAUCUGCCACAUCCAUUAAUAAAUGUCUGCAAAAUAU
Sceloporus undulatus (fence lizard) is the source of this 1640-nucleotide messenger RNA. Its product is annotated as fascin-like. The coding region runs from base 57 to 1595 and encodes 512 amino acids. The record is from RefSeq and is a predicted model, not a curated record. NCBI's taxonomy places the organism in Eukaryota, Metazoa, Chordata, Lepidosauria, Squamata, Phrynosomatidae. Gene Ontology annotation, cellular component: cytoplasm; microvillus; cell projection membrane. The transcript is spliced from 8 exons. Gene Ontology annotation, molecular function: protein-macromolecule adaptor activity; actin filament binding. Gene Ontology annotation, biological process: establishment or maintenance of cell polarity; actin filament bundle assembly; cell migration.